Messenger RNA from Hippocampus zosterae (dwarf seahorse), 1873 nucleotides. RefSeq lists its product as uncharacterized. The record is from RefSeq and is a predicted model, not a curated record. Lineage: Eukaryota; Metazoa; Chordata; Actinopteri; Syngnathiformes; Syngnathidae. The transcript is spliced from 4 exons. The coding region runs from base 239 to 1177 and encodes 312 amino acids.
GGGAUUUUUAUCUCAAAGUUGUUUGACACUAAUCAUGGACUGCCUAUAAAUUGAAAGGUUUACAGUGGUUCAUCUGUGCGCGUCGUGUGUGCAUGUGUGUGUGUGUUGUGUUCCGUCACCCGUGUAACCCUCCACGUGUUGACUAUUGACACAGUCCUGGUUUGAUAACGAGGUCCUUUAUAAGACUGACAGUGCGGAAAGGUCGCUCUGUAGACCCCUGAAGCUCAGAAAAGAAAACAUGCUUUCAGAAAAAGUGUUCUUGAUCAUUUGCGCCUUUGCAGUCUUGGCAAUUUCAGCUUAUCCGCUCCAUCGUGACACCAGGGAGGCAACCUGGGCUGAUUCCAAGGCCAAUCAGGCUCAUCCCAAGUUAAAAAUCACAAAAGAAGCACAUAACAUCUACAAGAGCCACGUGGAUGACAGCAGCCUCUACAACCACGAGGAUGAGUACAAGAACCCAGUAUCGGAAGAGAUGCAGCGCAAGAUCGUCGCUGAGUCGGAACGCCUUCGAGCCCGUCUGCGUCAGGAGCUGGCCGAGCUGAGAGAGAAGCUGGCUCCCUCCCCGGUCCAUCUUGCCUCCGCGCUGACAAGUAUGAGGGAACGCCUGGUCCCACUCACCCAGCAGCUCCACAACAACACCCACCACCUGUGCCACCAGGUCAGACUGUACUUGCACGGUCUGAAUGUGCCGGAGACCAGCCUCGAUCCGAUUGCCCACCACUGGAUGGCACAGACGUUGGAGCAGAGCGCCUCCAAGCUGGCUGACAUCAUGGCUGGCUUCAUGGCUAAAAUCAGAGAGCUGACGGAACGCCUGAGGGAGAUGAGUGAGGCAGAGGCAGCCAAUGCAGGAAUCUGGCAGGGAUUUAGCUCAAGGCUAGAAUGGGAAGUGACUUCACUGAAGAUGAAGGCACAAAAUAGUCUGGAGGCUCUUAAAGUAGACCUCGCUGAUCAGUCGCCAACUGCGCAGCCUCUUGAGGCCACGGUGGAACGCUUCUGCCAGGAUUCAGCACAGCAACACCAAGCCUUCCAAGCCAGGAUUGAGAGGCUGAUCAUAUCAAUGGAGGAGGAGUUGGAUGUCCAGUUCAGUUCUUCCCACGCUGAACAGCCCGUUGGCUCAUUGCAAGACUUCUCCAUCAAACUGUCCGCUCUCAUCCAGGACAUUUUGCAUUCGGUGCAGUGACACAUCAUUGUAGGGACUAUGAAUUGAGACACCUUCGCCUUCCAAUUGUUUGUUUUGCACAUUGUUGGCUCACAACAUCGUGACCAACAUGGACAUAAAUUAUCUAAAGAACUGGCUCAAAAGUAACCCAAAUUGGAUGAAAUUGCUAACCCUGGGUUCAAAAGAGUCAGAGACAAUGCUGCGUCAUUGAUAUCCAGCAUAAUGGGUUGAGGAGUUGUCCCAGCACUUUGGCUAAAGAGUUUGAUGCAAUACUACCCAUACUGAUGAGUUAAAGCUUGCAACAAAUGUGUUACGAGGUUAUCAGUAUAGCCGUGGGAGGAAACCGUAGUACCCGGAGAAAACGCACGCAGGUACGGAGAGAACCGCCUGUCGACUAUUGUGCCAAUCUGAAUCCCAUUCCUUUUGUUCAAAGUCAGUAGUGCCACCGACUGAGCCAACCAACUGCAACACACAUGUUCUAUGAAUGUUACGAUCAAUUUAUUUCAACUUCAGGACACAAGCCUGUCUAAAAUGGUGAGCAGCUUCAGCUCAUCCGCUCGCCCAAAUCUUCAACUCAGUGUCCUGGGUCAAAAUAAUUCAGCCAAACUUGGGUAUAAGAAAUCCAAUAUGCUCAAAAUUCAGAGAUACCAAACAAGUGGGUGAGGAAAACAACAAAGCAUUUUUAAUGUGUACUAAUGAAGUGUCAGAAGUGUUCCA